GAAGGAAUGAACUGUGUUAGACUAGUGAUUUUUUUACCACAAUGAUCGAAAGACUGUCUGCUCUGCUUCUUCUUACUAUAGCUUCUCUCACUCAAACUAACGGAGAUCCUCCUCAGAUCCUUUUCAAAGUGGUUGACGUCGGCGGAAAUGUUACUUUGCAUUGUCCAGUUUUAAAUAAGGAAGACAGCUUCUUCUACUGGUACAAGCAACCAUUUGGACAUAUGAUGGAGACUGUCGCUUCAGUAAAUUUAGGUGCGAAAAAAUUGACUGAACAAUUUAACAACAAUCGCUUUAACGUAACCAAGGGAGCAUCUCAGCACUCUCUUACCAUCACAAAUAUCAGUAAGGAGGAUGAAGCGGCAUAUUUAUGUCAAACCGGGACUGCUUAUUCUCAAAGUUUUGCUGCUGGUAUCUACUUGGUCGUGAACGAUUGUAACAGAGAAACAGUGACUCGUGUCAGACAAACUCCAGAGACAGCAUCAGUCCAGGAGGGUGACAUGGUUACUCUCCACUGUUCUCUUCUCUCCAAGACUCCUGUGGUCUCCAGUCAAUGUUCAGCUAAAUACGAUGUGUACUGGUUCAGAGUGGGAUCAGGAGAAUCCCAUCUAAGCUUCAUUUACACUCACAAGAACAGCAGUGACGCUCACAAAAGCAGCUGUGUCCACCGACUGUCCCAAUCUAUUAGGAACUCCUCAGAUACUGGGAUAUACUACUGUGCUGUGGUCACGUGUGGAGAGAUCUUGUUUGGAGAAGGAACUAAAGUAGAAACAAAUUCAAAACUCAUUCCAGUUGUCAUUGUACUGGGUGUGCUCUUGGCCUGCUGCGUGACUGUAAUUGUUGCCCUUAUUAUCUACAUAUAUAAGGCAGUAUUUGAACAUUUGAAAGGAGAAAAUAAAGGCCCAUCUCGACAACUCAAGUCAUCAGGGAGCCAGCCAAGUGACAAAGAUGCUGGUGCAGAUGAAGCCAAUUAUGUAGCUCUGAAUUUUUCCACGAGGAAGACAAAAGGCAUGAAGAGGAGAACAGAAUCGCCACCAGAGUGUGUGUACUCAGCUGUGAGAGCAGGUCAUCCCACACAGAAUUAAAUGUCUUAGAGCAAGUCCUGUUUGUGUUAGACACAACAAGUGUGUAUGACUUCCAACAAAUUAACAUUGUGCUUUCAUAGGUGCCACAAUCCUACAGAUUUUAUGACCAAACUGCUUUUCAACCACGCUUUUUCUUACACUAUUGGAUGAUGUUACAGAAAACAGCGGUGUAUAAGAAAUGUUCACUAAAAGGAUGUCGUAUCCAAACUGAGCCAUUUCCACUUUUUACUGUAACGUAUCAAAUAUGUGUAUGGCAUAUAUUUAGUUGCUUUAUAGUGCAUUAUAAACUCACUUGGUGUAUGUGCCAGCAAUCAGGUUAAUCCAGACAAACUGCAACAAUCUUAUUACAUUGUCUGUCUGUCCAUCCAUCCAUCCAUCCAUCCAUCCAUCCAUCCAUCCAUCCAUCCAUCCAUAUAUUCAUUCAUUCACUAAUGCACUCAUUCCAUCAUCUGUAACUGUUGAUCUUUGCGGGGGGCAGUGCCUAUCUCUAGCAUUGUGUAGUACACUGUUUCAUGCAGCAUUUGUUUUCACAAUAGUUGUAUUUUACAUGAAGAUUUGUGGUAUCUGUGCUAUUAACAGUUUUAAAAAAGAAUUUAUGUAUUGUCUUCUGUCAUUAAAUUUCCUUCUAACAACCAUGCACUAAA
Messenger RNA from Fundulus heteroclitus (mummichog), 1726 nucleotides. RefSeq lists its product as uncharacterized. Bases 42 to 1082 code for a protein of 346 amino acids. Gene Ontology annotation, biological process: response to bacterium. Lineage: Eukaryota; Metazoa; Chordata; Actinopteri; Cyprinodontiformes; Fundulidae. The record is from RefSeq and is a predicted model, not a curated record. The transcript is spliced from 6 exons.